Molecule: messenger RNA, 1379 nt
Organism: Colossoma macropomum (tambaqui)
Lineage: Eukaryota; Metazoa; Chordata; Actinopteri; Characiformes; Serrasalmidae
Exons: 6
Coding region: 266-1228 (320 amino acids)
Biological process (GO): response to bacterium
Source: RefSeq, a predicted model, not a curated record
UCAAAUGAGAAAAGGCUUUUCUGCUUCAUUCUCUUUAACCUCAGUUUCAUUCUUUAAAUAGCAAAGCUGUUUCCAUCAGCUGUUAAACUAUUUCUGGUCUGAAAUAGCACUCGCCAUGUGAUAUUUCCUCAAAACUAUCAGACCAAUCAAAACAGCUCACAGCUCUAAAACGUCCAUUCAGGUCACACAUGAGGCCUCUUUUACUACUGAACAGAUAAGAGAUCAGAACAUUAGAUCUCACUGUCUCUCUGUCUAAACAGCAACAAUGAUCGGAUUACUUUUCACUCUUUGCCUCUUUGUAACUGUGAAAACGGCUGACAUCCUUGAUCUUCAAGUACAAACAGUGAGGCUGGGAGACAACACGGCAAUAAAAUGUGACCAAAAAGCAGCCAAAGAUGAUUUAUUAGUUUGGUAUCAACAGAGUUUAGGAAAACUGCCUCAGUACAUCGUGAGAACAUCUGUGACUGAAACAGUAAACUACAGAUUAUAUAACACAUUUAAAAACAGCCGCUUCACUGUGGAUAAAGAGACGUUUGAUCUCAGCAUUAAUGGAGUCAAAGAAGAAGAUAUAGGAAUAUAUUUCUGUGGAAAAGGACAGACAAAUACUGUAGAGUUUAUAUCUGGAACCCUUUUGCUGUUUGCAGAUGAGAAGACUGACCAUCAUCCUCCACCUGAAUCUGCUAUCAAGAAUGAAGAACCUGUUAAACUCCAGUGUUCAGUACAAGCAGUUACUCUGAGCUGUUCAGGAGAACACAGUUUGUACUGGAUCAGACAUGGAUCAGGAGAAUCUCAUCCAGGAAUCAUCUACAUUCAUCCACAUACCAGUGAUGAGUGUAAGAAAAGCUCUGAGACUGAUUCUCCUACACAGAGCUGUGUCUACAAACUCCCCAAGAGAAACCUCAGCCUCUCUGAUGCUGGAACUCACUACUGUGCUGUAGCUGCAUGUGGAGAUGAAGCUAAAUCUACUAAAGUAGACAAUAACAGCUGGAUUGUUGCCUUGGUAACAUCUAAUGUGAUAUCUGUUAUUGUGAACAUGGUUCUGGGUGGACUCUUAUGUAAGAAACAACAGAAAGGUUCUGUCAGUGGUCACCAAGAAAACUCAAAACAUGAGGUUGAGGAUACAGAUGUUUUGAACUAUGCGACUGUGAAAUUUGCACAGAAACCUCCUUCCAGAGCACCCAGAGUCAAGGAGAGUCAAGAUAUUUAUUCACAGGUUAAAGUACGAUAGUCAAUGUAACUGAGAACAUUUUCUGUUUCAUUGUGUUUAAUGUUAUUUUACUUUGUGUACUUUGUGUUAAUUUGUGUUUUAUCUCAUUUCACUGGAUCUUUUAAACAAUCUUUAAGCCAGUCCAGCAAAUCACACAAUAAAUUAAGUUUAA